Messenger RNA from Betta splendens (Siamese fighting fish), 673 nucleotides. It is a transcript of the gene insb, whose product is annotated as preproinsulin b. Lineage: Eukaryota; Metazoa; Chordata; Actinopteri; Anabantiformes; Osphronemidae. The transcript is spliced from 2 exons. The record is from RefSeq and is a predicted model, not a curated record. Gene Ontology annotation, molecular function: hormone activity. Gene Ontology annotation, cellular component: extracellular region. Bases 19 to 360 code for a protein of 113 amino acids.
CCAAGAGCUCACCUUCCUAUGGCCAGGGUACCAUGGGUGGUGUCUAUGCUGCUGCUGCUCAUCGUCAGCUCCCAGGAGGUGUCCAUGACCCCUGUCCAGUACCUCUGUGGCUCCCACCUGGUGGACACCCUCUACUUCGUCUGUGGGGAACGGGGCUUCUUCUACAGCCCAAACCGACCCCACAAGCGCGACGUGGAGCAACUGCUCGGGUUCCUGUCUAAAAGGGCCAGGCAGGAGCAGCAGCAGCAGCAGUGGGGGGCUUCAUCUGGACACGAGGAGGCCAAGGUGAAGAGAGGCAUCGUGGAGCAGUGCUGCCAUAAGCCAUGCAGCAUUUACCACCUAGAAAGCUACUGCGACUGACUCACCACCCCACCACUAGAACCACUCAUAGCCUGUUAAAAAGGUCUCGCAGUCCAUUUCUGGGCCGACACAGGCUAUGUCUUAUCAACCGAAGGAAAUAAAGUUUCACGACCCUCUACCCGAGCUCCGCUGUGCGUCCUUUGUAGCUAGUAAAUGGCCUGCAUGAUACAUGGGUUGCAGCGGUUUCCUCUGCCACGUUCUAACCUGUGGCUGCAGUCCUAGAGUGCUCUCUACUGGCCCAGCACAGACAUGGCCCAGACAACCUGGAGUAAUAGGCUUGGAAAACAGCGUUUUUAUACUUGGCAACUCAAUA